This is a messenger RNA of Actinia tenebrosa (Australian red waratah sea anemone), 1891 nucleotides long. Its product is annotated as GPI alpha-1,2-mannosyltransferase 4. The record is from RefSeq and is a predicted model, not a curated record. Lineage: Eukaryota; Metazoa; Cnidaria; Anthozoa; Actiniaria; Actiniidae. Gene Ontology annotation, cellular component: endoplasmic reticulum membrane. Gene Ontology annotation, biological process: GPI anchor biosynthetic process. Gene Ontology annotation, molecular function: alpha-1,2-mannosyltransferase activity.
CAUGGCGGACAAGGUACUCUUUUGGUUGGCAUUACUAUUUAUUCGUUUUUUAUGGGUUAUUUCUCCACAAUCUGGCUACAUCCACCCAGAUGAAUAUUUCCAGUCUCCCGAGAUUACUGCUGGUGAUGUAUUUGGGUUUCAAACUCUAAGGACUUGGGAAUUCAACGAGACUUUUCCGAUUCGAAGUAUUUUAUUCCCACAUCUGACAACUGGAAUUCCAUUCAUUAUUUUGAAAAAAUUACACUCCGCUUAUAAUGGUUCGCCCUGGAUUUUGAACACGUGGUCGUUAGCUCUACUACCAAGGGUUGUGUACUGUAGUAUUUCCUUAUUAAUAGAUCUAUCAGCUUAUAAGAUAUCACAGAGUAUUAAUAUCAAUCCAGCUCCGGUGCUCUUUGCUAUUGGAACAUCGUACGUAACUCUAGUCUUCCAUACCAGGCCGUUCUCAAACUCCUUGGAAUCUGUUUUAUUUUCCUUGCUUCUAUGGCUUUUAACAUCACAUAUUUUUUCUUCCAAAAACGCUUCACAUCAAACUUGGGGGAGUACAAUAAGGAAUUUCGGGAUUGGAAUUCUCGUGACCGCUGGAGUCUGGAAUCGACCAACGUUUUUGGCCUUUGCGGUUUUUCCUGGUUUAAGUUGGGCUUACAGCUUUUACACAGAUAGUGAUACUAUGAAAACCUUCAUAACACAAUUAAUUAGGCCAACUUUUACUGUUGCUGUCGGUGCCGUAAUAACAGCACUACUGUUCAUAUCAGUAGAUUCUAUUUAUUAUGGUUACUUUUCCACAAACGAGGGACAGUUAGCAGUAACUCCACUUAACUUCAUCAAGUAUAACUUAGACACUUCAAAGAUUAAAGAACAUGGCUUACACCCCAGAUUUACCCAUUUCUUGGUUAACAUGCCAUUGUUAUAUGGCAUUCUUGCUCUCCUGUUUUUUCUUUUUCUUGUUGUACUGAUUUUCAAGAGAGACUAUUUAGGAUGUCUGUGGGAAUUCUUCGUGAUAAGUGCUGAGGAUGUUCAAGAAUUAACUAAUAACAAGAUCAAACAAAAGAAACCUCUUCAUCAGAAGAUAAUGACUUUGAAAGUAAUGAUGUUGAGUGUGGUUGUACCAGUCACUCUUUUGUCCAUCAUUCCUCACCAAGAACCCAGAUUCUUAACACCAAUUUUGCUUCCUCUUGCAAUCUUAUUUGGCCACCUUAUUUCAGGAACAAAGCAUUUAUCAUUUGUAAAAACAUCUUGGUUAAUGUGGAAUAUACUGGGGUGUAUUGUUUUUGGGAUCUUACAUCAAGGAGGGAUGUAUUCCAGUUUGGGAUAUCUCCAGAAGCAUUUGGCAGCAUUAGAUACCAACAGCUCAGAAUUGACAUCAGUUCAUCUGGUCUUCUCCAAUACUUACAUGCCUCCUAGAUACCUACUUGCAUGGCCUAGAUGUGUUCCUGGUUCCAAAUACUGUCAGUCAUUUGACAAGCAUCUAUAUGUGCAUGAUCUUGGAGGUAAAAGUAAUGAUGAACUUGUCAAGUGGUUGGACCAGCUGGUUGAGAGUGAGAAGAAGAAAAUGGGCAAAUAUACAUUUGAGGUGUUUGUCAUUUGUCCAUCAACACUUCAUUUUCAUCACCCACUGUUCCCCAAAGAAGCACAGUUCUUUCCUCAUCUUAGCAUGGAAAACCCACCAGAUUUUGGAACACUUUUGCAUUUUAUAAAUUCAAGAGCAUCUUGUAAGAUGAAGCCUGGAAACAGAUAUGCUGAUGAUGAACAUUACUGUACAAAGAUGAACCAAGAAAGUAUUGUCACUUCACUCUUAAAAUGGACUAGCUUUGAAUUUUCAUUAAACUUGUACAAAUGUAAAACUAUAAAUUCAUAUCAUAGUUAUAACAUUAAAAGGAGUAUUAAAAUGUGA